Messenger RNA from Dentiscutata heterogama, 2105 nucleotides. Lineage: Eukaryota; Fungi; Glomeromycota; Glomeromycetes; Diversisporales; Gigasporaceae. The record is from the annotation of a GenBank genome assembly.
AUCGAUCAAAAUUGAUAACUUCGUUUUGUAAACAAUUUAUAGUGGUCUUUCAAACACUUUUUGCUUCACCAUUAUACACCCCAACUAUUCAUUCUGAUCCUUGGUUGAAAAAAUUUGGAGAUUCGAUAAAAAUGGCACGUGAAGCUAGUGUAGAAUAUGGAUGGUCUUUAAAUGAUAUGUGGAAGAUUUUUGAAACUCUAAAGGGCACUAACGGAUUUGCAGAAUUUCCACCUCAAGAAUUUUGCGACUCAGAUUUUCAAUACUAUAUGGAAAAUAUUGAAAAUUACAUCAAUCCUGCUGACAUUCAUUUUAAUACAGCACAGAUGUUAAUACAGAGGUUAUCACAAGAAUAUACAUUGCGGUCAUCUCUUAUUAUGCAAGCAUCAACAGCAACUCAGUUAAGUUUUGGUCCUGCAGUUGAUCAAAAAAUUAGCGAAGAUUAUGGCAAAAUUUUUUGUAUAUUUGAAAAGCAUGAAAAAAAGAAUAUUAACAAAGUUUCAGGAAAUUCUAUCAAAAUGCGUGGGGGUAACCAAUGGGUGUCUGUUUUCGGAGCUAUGUGUUUAUUAUUACAUGCAGAAUAUACUAUUCGCAUCAUGCGUGACACUGAUUUUUCUCUUCUGUUACAAUCUCAAAACGAUGAUCCGAUGCAAGGUAUUCUGAUUUCCAGAUUUAAGCGAUAUUGGGAACUUAGCGUUGAAGAAGAAAGUUCGGCAGAACAGCAAAGUACGGAGAGACAAAUUGCAGAUAUUAUGGAUUCAAUGGAAAAAUGGGAUUCUGAAACAUCCGAAACGCCUAAUUUAGCUACUGUAUCACCCAUUGAAGAUAUAUCAUGGGCAAUUUACACUAUGUUCUUUGAGAAUCCAUAUCGUCAUUUAAAGAGGACAUUAGAUGUACGCACUGACCUAUUAGUAAUGACACAUGCUACGUCACUUGUUCAUUGUUAUCAGUUGGGUGGCAUCUGCGUGCAUAGAGACGAAGAUUACCUGAUGAAAUGGGCAGCUGAUAAUCCGAAUUCUGCUUAUUCAAGAGCGUUUUUGGUUACUGAACAGGAUGUUAAAGAUGGUAUAGACGUCCUAAAACCGUUGGUCGAAGAAAAUAAGUCAAAUAAGACACAGCCAGUUGUAGAUUCUCCAAAGAACAGGCUUUAUCUUAAUUUAAUGAUUGAAAACCUUAAAAUGUUCCAGAGAGGAAGAAAAGACAAGGAAUCACAGACAAAUUCGGAAGGCGAAACACGAAAAAAACCCUUGAUUUUUUCAACCCUUUCAGAAACAAUGAUUGAUAGAGUCAGAUUUUCGUUACGAGGAAAACCUCCAGAUCGGGAAGACAUGGUAACACUAUUCAAAGAACUUGCAGAUAUGGGAAAAAAUCCGGACACCUUUGAUGAGCCGGAAAGCAAGACUAGCUUUUCUGAAAAAGAAGAAAAAUCUGUCGAUUAUGUCUAUAGGCGCCGUCUGACUAUGGGAAUUUCGAGCAGUAUAACUGAUGUUAUCCAGCAACUUGCAAAAAUACAAUACGAGUUUAGUCAUCAACAGACUGCCGAAACUCUAAAACACGAAUUACUUGGUCGUGUUGCAUCUUUAUUACUUGGUUAUAAAUAUCCAUACCAUCCUGAUUAUCGCCCUUCGUCUAAAUGGUACCUCUCACCGGAAGUAGUUAUACGAUUUCUUCUUGCCAAUGAAUCAGUCUUUGAAAACAUAUCAGAAUCAAACGAAUAUAAAUGGAAACUUUUGCUUGAUCCUCGGAUAUUAGAAUCUCCCCUUGUCAAGCGCGUUAUUAGUUUGAGUAAAUCACCCAACUAUUCAUUGAAAAAUCUCACUAAUGGAAGUAAUUUCAUGACUGUGUCAUAUCAUAUUAAACGGCUCUAUGUGGCAGAAUCUGACGAAUUGGAUGCAUAUAUUAUUGAAUUUCUUGCCAAUGAUCGAUUUAAUUGGCAACCGGAUGAAGAAAACCUGAAAAAAAAAGAGAAGGAUUUAAGAGAUGCUGUAUAUAAAUAUAAUAAGUUUCAUCAUUAUCUUAAAGAAUACAAAAAUGCCGCAGAUGCUGUUUUUUUGGGUAAACAAAAAGACUUUGUACCUAAUCUAAAGUUUGAUGAAGGGGAAGCGAUU